Messenger RNA from Suncus etruscus (white-toothed pygmy shrew), 1498 nucleotides. RefSeq names its product solute carrier family 16 member 13 (gene SLC16A13). Gene Ontology annotation, biological process: monocarboxylic acid transport; transmembrane transport. Gene Ontology annotation, molecular function: monocarboxylic acid transmembrane transporter activity. The coding region runs from base 106 to 1452 and encodes 448 amino acids. The transcript is spliced from 4 exons. NCBI's taxonomy places the organism in Eukaryota, Metazoa, Chordata, Mammalia, Eulipotyphla, Soricidae. The record is from RefSeq and is a predicted model, not a curated record.
CCUGCCCGGCCGGGUGGGGGACGGAGGUAACCAGGUGGCAUGUGCUGAGCCGUGCUCCCUGCAGGACCCAGAUCUGGGCCGCAGCCCCCCACCCCCAGCUCUUCCAUGGCGCUCAGGACCGAGCCCCCCGACGGGGGCUGGGGCUGGGUGGUGGUGCUCGCGGCGUUCUUCCAGUCGGCGCUGGUGUUCGGGGUGCUCCGCUCCUUCAGCGUCUUCUUCGUGGACUUUGUGGCGGUGUUUGAGGAGCGGGCUGCCCGAGUCUCGUGGAUCGCCUCCAUAGGGAUCGCGGUGCAACAGUUUGGGAGCCCAGUGGGUAGUGCCUUGAGCACGAAGUUCGGGCCCCGGCCAGUGGUGAUGACUGGAGGUAUCUUGGCUGCACUGGGGAUGCUGCUCGCCUCCUUUGCUACCUCCUUGACCCACCUCUACCUCAGUAUUGGAUUGCUCUCAGGCUUUGGUUGGGCCUUGACCUUCGCUCCGACGAUGGCCUGUCUGUCCCGAUACUUCUCUCGCCGGCGAUCCCUGGCCACAGGGCUGGCACUUACUGGAGUGGGCCUCUCUUCCUUUGUUUUUGCCCCAUUUUUCCAGUGGUUAAUCAUCCACUAUGCCUGGCGGGGAGCCCUAAUGCUGGUAUCUGCCCUAUCCUUACAUCUGGUGGCCUGUGGUGCUCUGCUUCGCCCACUCUACCUGACUGAAGAUCCUGCUAUGGGUGGCCCUGGGUCCCAACUUGUCUCCUUGCUUCACCAUGGCCCCUUUCUCCGUUAUACUGUUGCUCUUACCCUGAUCAACACUGGCUACUUCAUUCCUUAUGUUCAUCUGGUGGCCCAUCUCCGGGACCUGAAUUGGGACCCACUUCCUGCUGCUUUCCUCCUCUCAGUGGCUGCUAUUUCUGACCUUGUGGGUCGUGUGGUUUCUGGAUGGCUAGGAGAUACAGUCCCAGGGCCUGUUGCACGACUCCUCAUGCUCUGGACCACUCUGACUGGGGUGACUCUGGCCCUUUUCCCUGUGGCUCAGAGUUCCACAGCCCUGAUGACUUUGGCCAUAGCCUAUGGAUUCACAUCAGGGGCCUUGACCCCAGUGGCCUUCUCCGUGCUGCCUGAACUGGUGGGGACUGGAAGGAUAUACUGUGGCCUGGGAAUGGUGCAGAUGGUAGAGAGCAUUGGAGGGCUGCUAGGGGCUCCUUUGUCAGGCUACCUGCGGGAUGUGACAGGAAACUACACAGCUUCUUUCGUGGUGGCUGGGGCCUUCCUUCUUGUGGGGAGUGGAGUUCUCAUCACCUUGCCCCACUUCUGCUUCUCAGUUGCUACCUCCAAGCCCCAGGACCUUGUAAGAGAUGCACUGGAUAUCAAAGCUCCUUUGUCCAAGGAGGGGCAGUCAGACCCAGGAAGUCAGAGUCUGGCAGCACCUGGUCUACUCCUGACUAAUAUUGGUACUCACAGAACCACAGAGUCUUAAACAUCUUCACCUGAUUCCCCCAGGGCAAACCUGGGGUUACUAUGAU